This is a messenger RNA of Gadus chalcogrammus (walleye pollock), 6134 nucleotides long. It is a transcript of the gene phip, whose product is annotated as pleckstrin homology domain interacting protein. Gene Ontology annotation, molecular function: protein binding. Bases 369 to 6134 code for a protein of 1921 amino acids. The transcript has 41 exons. NCBI's taxonomy places the organism in Eukaryota, Metazoa, Chordata, Actinopteri, Gadiformes, Gadidae. The record is from RefSeq and is a predicted model, not a curated record. Gene Ontology annotation, biological process: cytoskeleton organization; regulation of cell shape; regulation of transcription by RNA polymerase II. Gene Ontology annotation, cellular component: nucleus.
AGAUGGCUUGCGCUGUUUCGUUGAGGGGGAGGGGAGUGGGGUAAAAUAGAAACGACAUUACUUGAUAGCAGGCUUGAGCGUGUCGAUAAUUUACCCCAAGAAAGACCACAUUCUCCCAUAGCUCGACGAUUCGGCCCGUAUGGAUGGGCUACAUUAUGUCUCCGUAGAGCAAUAGAGUCCGUACUAUUUGUCAUCGGGGCGGAAGAAUACACGCGUAGCCGGAACUGCUUCUGAGCGCUUGGCCGUGAGUGGAGCUGAAUGGAGGAAGCCUCUUCCUGGUGGAUAAACAGUGACAGCUACAGGGCAGCCACCUAGACCCACUACAUUGGCUGGCGCAGCUCUGCCAGCUCCCCCGAAACAACAGCAAAAUGGAUUCAGAUAGUAAAUACAUCGCGCAAUUGACUUCUGAACUGUACUUCCUAAUAGCCCGAUUUCUAGAAGCUGGACCGUGUCAAAACGCAGCCGAGACCCUGAUAAGGGAGGUGGAGGAGAAGGAGCUGCUCCCCAAAAGGCUGGACUGGACAGGACAGGAACACCCUGGGACAUACGAAAAUUUGGUGAAGAUACACAGGCAUGUGGGCCCGGACCACCUGCUCCAGGUGUGCUCCAGGGUGUGUCCCCUGCUGGAGGGCGAGGUGCCCGCCAGCGUGCCCGGCCUCCACAGCCUGCUGGGGGCCGGGAGGCAGAACCUCCUCCGCACCAGCAAGAGCUGCAAGCAUGUGGUGUGGAAGGGAUCGGCGCUGGCGGCGCUACACUGUGGACGCCCCCCAGAGCCGCCCGUCAUCUACGGGAGCCCUCCUAACAUUGUGGAGACGGGUCAUGGGCGUCGGCUGAACGGCUCGUACCGCUUGCGGCAGCUGCUGCCCACGGCGGUCUACCAGCACAUGAAGAUGCACAAGAGGAUCCUGGGACACCUCUCCUCCGUCUACUGCGUCACGUUCGACCGCACCGGCCGCCGCAUCUUCACGGGCUCUGACGACUGCCUGGUGAAGAUCUGGGGGACGGACGACGGCCGGCUGCUGGCCACGCUGCGGGGCCACGCGGCUGAGAUCUCGGACAUGGCGGUCAGCUACGAGAACACCAUGCUGGCCGCCGGCUCCUGCGACAAGACCAUCCGGGUGUGGUGCCUGCAGACCUGUGCCCCGCUGGCCGUGCUGGAGGGUCACGCCGCCUCCAUCACCUCCCUGCAGUUCUCUCCUCUCUGUAGCGGCUCCAAGCGCUACCUGUCCUCUACUGGAGCGGACGGCACCAUCUGCUUCUGGCAGUGGGACGCACGCACACUCAAGUUCUGUCAUAGACCCAGUAAGUUCACAGAGCGUUCCCGACCUGGCGUGCAAAUGAUCUGCUCCUCCUUCAGUGCAGGUGGUAUGUUUCUAGCCACAGGAAGCACCGAUCACAUUAUAAGGGUGUACUACUUUGGAUCGGGACAGCCAGAGAAGAUUUCCGAACUGGAGUCUCACACAGAUAAAGUGGACAGUAUCCAGUUUUCCAACGGCAGUGACAGGUUCGUGAGUGGCAGCAGAGAUGGAACGGCACGGAUCUGGCAGCUGCAGCCUCAGGGCUGGAAGAGCAUUCUGCUGGACAUGCAGACCAAAUUACCCGGGAAGUACAACCCUCCCCCGCUGGAAGACAAGGUGACCAAGCUGAAGGUUACCAUGGUAGCGUGGGAUCGCCAUGACGGCACAGUCAUCACCGCCGCCAACAACCUCACCAUCAAGGUGUGGAACUCCACCACCGGGAACCUGGUCCACGUUCUCAUGGGUCACGAGGACGAGGUGUUUGUGCUGGAGCCGCACCCCUUCGACCCCCGGAUCCUCUUCUCGGCGGGCCACGACGGCAACUGCAUCGUGUGGGACCUGGCGAGGGGCGUGAAGAUCCGCUCCUACUUCAACAUGAUCGAGGGCCAGGGCCACGGGGCCGUGUUCGACUGCAAGUGCAGCCCAGACGGGCAGCACUUUGCGGCCACAGACUCCCACGGACACCUCCUCAUCUUCGGCUUCGGCUCCAGCAGCAAGUACGACAAGAUCGCCGACCAGAUGUUCUUCCACACCGACUACCGGCCGCUGAUCCGCGACGCCAACAACUACGUGCUGGACGAGCAGACGCAGCAGGCGCCCCACCUCAUGCCCCCGCCCUUCCUGGUGGAUGUGGACGGGAACCCCCACCCCACCCGCUACCAGCGGCUGGUGCCCGGCCGCGAGAGCUGCCGCGAGGAGCAGCUCAUCCCUCAGAUGGGGGUCACCUCCUCAGGGCUGAACCAGGUGGUCAGUGAGCAGGCGGUCGACGGCUCCAGUCCUCUGGACACCAUGAUCCAGAGGCUCCAGCAGGAACAGGACCAGCGGAGGACCCCCCACGACCCGCCGGCCGCCUCCGACAGCCCCACCAACACCACUACCACCACCACCGCCGCCGCCGCCACCCCCGCCGCCCUCCCCCCCCUCACCAUCGCUGGGGUCAUCGGUAGCAGGGCCAACCGAGGGUCGGUGGGCUCCCCCAGCGAGGUCCACUCCCCGCCCAACGUGGGUCUGCGGCGCAGUGGGCAGAUCGAGGGGGUCCGGCAGAUGCACAGCAACGCCCCCCGCAGCCAGAUGGCCACGGAGAGGGACCUGGUGGCCUGGAGCCGCAGGGUGCUGGUCCCCGAGCUGGAGGACGCCACCGUCGGGAAGCAGAUCAACUGGCGGGAAGCCAAAGGAGAGGAGGAGAUCAACAUCUAUCGGUCGGAGAGGCGGAGACGAACCAUUCACUCUUUACCAAAGGAGACCAGGGUACCACCGACCUCCGAGUGUGUGGGUGACGAUGCGAGGCGGAGUCAGGGUAACCACGGUUACCACACGCGUGCGGCCAUGGAGGAGACGAGCCGCCAGAGCGCGGAGGCUGCAGAUGACGACGACAGCACAUCGGAGAUGGAGGGAGAGCCGGAGGUGCAACAGGUCAACGGCCACUCCUCAGAGGAAGAGAAGGAGGAGGAGAAAAAAGAACCCUGGCCUGACGACCACAGUAGCUCCAGCGACUACUCCAGCGACUACUCGGACUGGACGGCCGACGCCGGGAUCAACCUGGAGCCGCCCAAGAAGAGCGUGAGGGUGAAGAAGAAGAGCAGCAGCUCCGAGGAGGACGGCGGCGAGAAGAAGAGGGACGGCAAGAAGGACCGCAAGAAGGACAAGGCCGACAAAGAUGGCGCUGUACCGAAGAAGAAGCAGCCCAAGGAGAAACGCAAGAGGGCAGAGUUACAGGAGGCGGGGCUAACUCUGGAGGAGUGGCUUCCCUCUCCCUGGAUCACGGACACGGUUCCCAGGCGGUGUCCUUACAUACCGCAGAUGGGAGACGAGCUGUACUACUUCAGACAAGGCCAUGAGGCGUACGUGGAGAUGGCGAGAAAGAAGAAGAUCUACAGUAUAAAUCCCAAAAAGCAACCCUGGCAUAAGAUGGAACUUCGGGAACAGGAGCUGAUGAAGAUAGUGGGCAUCAAAUACGAAGUGGGGUUGCCCACGCUGUGCUGCCUGAAACUCUCCUUCCUGGACCCCGACACGGGCAAACUGACCGGAGGGUCCUUCUCCAUGAAGUACCACGACAUGCCAGACGUCAUCGAUUUCCUGGUUCUCCGGCAGCAGUUUGACAACGGCCGAGAGCGUCAGUGGAGUAUAGGGGACCGCUUCAGGUCGGUGAUCGACGACGCCUGGUGGUUCGGGACCAUCGAAAGCCAGGAGCCCUUCCAGUCCCAGUACCCUGACAGCCUGUUCCAGUGCUACAACGUCUGCUGGGACAACGGGGAUACUGAGAAGAUGAGUCCCUGGGACAUGGAGCCCAUUCCGAAUGAGGCCUCCUUCCCAGACGAGCUGGGUCUGAGCGUGCCCCUGGCGGAGGAGGAGCAGCAGGAGCUGCUCUACGUGCCCCUGGAGGGCGAGUGGGGCGCCCGCGGCCGCGCCGACGAGUGCGAGCGCAUCAUCAAAGCCAUCGACCAGCUCGUCACUCUCGACGUGGCGGCGCCCUUCGCCUUCCCCGUGGACCUGCAGGCCUACCCGUCCUAUUGCACCGUGGUGGCCUACGUCACCGACCUCAGCAGCAUACGCCAGCGGCUUGAGAACCGCUUCUACCGGCGCAUGUCUUCCCUGAUGUGGGAGGUGCGCUACAUCGAGCACAACGCCCAGGCCUUCAACGAGCCCGGUGCCUUCAUCGUCACCACCGCCAAGUUCGUGUCGGACCUCAUGCUCCAGUUCAUCAAGGACCACACUAUGACGGACAUCAUCCCCCUGUACAGAACCAUGAAGAAGUCCACCUUCUCUGAUUCUGAAGAAGAGGAUGAGGAGGAGGAAGAGGAGGAGGAGAACACUCCGGGAACGUCUGCGAGGAAAACAAAGGGCCGGCGUCCCAUGCAGAGGCAGCGGCGCACUCGGCCGCCGUCCUACGACCCCCAGGCCUGGAGGGGGCGCUGCAAGGAGCUGCUGGACCUCAUCUUCCAGUGCGAGGACUCGGAGCCCUUCAGGGAGCCUGUGGACCUGCACGAGUAUCCGGACUACCUGGAGAUCGUGGAGUCCCCCAUGGACUUCAGCACCGUGCAGAGCACCCUCUCCGACGGGAAGUACAAGUCUCCCAUCGACCUCUGCAAGGACAUCCGCCUCAUCUUCAGUAACUCCAAGGCCUACACGCCCAGCAAGAAGUCGCGGAUCUACAGCAUGAGCCUGCGUCUCUCGGCCCUGUUCGAGGAGCACGUCAACUCCAUCCUGGACGACUACAAGGCCAUCCACGGCCUGACGGACAAGCUGACCCGCCAGCGGACGGACAGACAGACACGCCACGCCGCCACCGCCUCAGGCUCCGCCUCCGACCGACCGACGCGCCACGCCCCCAAGAGGAGGCGGCGACGCAGGAGCGAAUCGCCCGCCAGCAGCACCGCGUCGAGCCCCGAGAGGAAAAGGCGCGUGUCCUCCCGGACGUCCGGGCGCCGCGAGCCGUCGCCAGGGCCGACGCCCCCCUCCUCCUCCUCCUCCUCCUCGGGCUCCGCCCCCGCCUCAUCCUCGCGGCCGGCCUCGCUGAGGCAGGCUCCGCCCCUCAGGACCCCCCCGCAGCUGCUCAACGGGAAGGGGGACGCCGCGCAGACGCCGGGACGGACGCGCAGCUCGCUGCGGCACUCGACGCACUCGCCCCCGCUGUCCUCGCACGCCGCCGCCGCCGGAGCUAACGCUGGCGCACAUGCUAGUGCUAGCGCGCACGCCGCCGCCACAGAGACACCUACUCGCCUGCUGCGUGGUCACAACCCGGUCGCCGUGACGACCCCCCCGGAACCCGAGAGACCGGCGCGCUCCCCCCCCGCCGAGGGCGGUGGCGGAGGAAGUACCCGACGGAAACUCAGGACCCCCGUACGACUCACGCCAGCCUCUCCCACCCGGACCCCCAGCCGGACCCCGGCCGUCGGCACGGUGCACCUCAACGGCCACAGCCGGGACAGCGGCGGCGGCGGCGGCGGUCAUGGGACCGCGGGCGUGGGCCGACGGGGCCGGCGGCCGCGGCCCGAGGCGCCGGCGAGCCCCGCGCCGGAGGUCACCGCCGUGUCGCCCGCCAGCUCCCCCCGGCCACGGGGCCGGCCCCCCGGCAAGAAGAGGGGCCGCAAGAGCAAGCAGGAGCUGGCGGAGCUACGGAGGAGGAGCAGCCAUCGCAGCUCCUCCCCUGAGGAGGAAGAGGAAGAGGAAGAGGAGGAGGAGGAGGAGGAGGAAGAGGAGGAGCCCGACCAGUCGACGGGCGAGGAGGGCGGCACCUCGUCGGCGGCCAUGCCGUCGGGGCCCGGGACGGCGCCCGCCACCCCCAGGCGCCGCGGACGGCCGCGGCUGGUGCGGCCCGAGGAGGUGGCCCCGCCCCCGGCGGAGCCGCCGUCAGACUCCUCCCCGCUCGGGAGAAGGCGGAGCAGCAGGCGGGCCAACGAGGAGACCACGCCCCCGGCCCAGACCGCCACGCCCCGUGCCCUGCGGAGAGAGUCUCGGAGGGGAGGGCGGCGGUCGGCCUUCUACCUAGAGGAGGACUCCGAGGAGGAGCAGAGACAGCUGCUGUUCGAGGACUCGUCCAUCACAUUCGGGACGUCCUCCAAGGGGCGCGUCCGCAAACUCACAGAGAAGGCCAAGGCCAACCUGAUUGGCUGGUAA